Blepharisma stoltei is the source of this 1350-nucleotide messenger RNA. The record is from the annotation of a GenBank genome assembly. Lineage: Eukaryota; Ciliophora; Heterotrichea; Heterotrichida; Blepharismidae.
AUGCUAUUAUUUAUCUUUUUAUUUUGAAUAGUCGAAAGUGAGUGAGUCGGCAUUCUAGAAUUUCACGUUGAAAAAUUUCAAAUUGAUCAUCUAGUCAGAAUCUACAAACCAGUGAUCUAUAUUUAGAACAUUCCAGUAUCAAGGGUUUCAGGCUAUUUAUGUCAUCCUCCUGAUUAUGACUGCCCAUUAAAACCUAUUAUCCUGGUAGCAGCUGUUAACUCUUCAGCAACGCUAAAUGAAGCGCUUUUACUUUCAAAUUCCAAAAAAGCUAAAGCAUUGGUUGUAAUUACUGAUAUGCAGCUUGAUAAUUGGCCCAAAAAUAUUCUUGGCUUUAAACUGCCUACUGCAAAUGGUCAGGUUCUCUUGAAAAAAUUAUCUGAUAACCCACAUCAAGAACUUGCACACAUUUCAUAUUUCUUUAAGUGUAAUUAAGACUUAGACCAUUGCGAAAUAUACAAUCCUAUUAUUUACGAAUAUAUUGUUUUAUCUAUUGUCUGAGCACUUAUUCUGGGUUUAUGGCUAUAUAACAGUUAUGUAAGAAAUUUAAAUUUUGCUGAUAUGAAUCACAAAUAUGCAUCAUUGAUUUUGGCUUUUAAAACUAUAGAAUUGCUGUCAUCUUUAUUUUUUUGAAGCAGCUGUCCUUAUAAUCAAAUAAUUUCUCAAUUAUUUAGCUUGCUCAAAGAUCAAUGUAGAGCUCUAUACGAAACCUCCUUGUUUGCUUAUAUAAUGGCUCUCAGUAAAGGCUGACAUCUCUCAAUCAGUGCACCAAAUAGAAAUGAAUUUAGCUAUAUCAUUAUGCUGACUGUCGUAAUCUACGUUUUUGAUUGCGCUCUUAACUUGAUUGAAUCUUCUAUGUCUGUUUUUAUUCUCAGUCUAUUUUUAGUGAUAUUUUCGCAUUCAUUUUAUUUUUCAUUUAAAACUCUUAAAGUCUUGAAAAAUCAAUAUGCAAUUGUAAGGGAGUCAGGAGACUAUAGGCUUUUUAGGGUGGUAUCACAAAAAAUCAAGCUUUUUCGGGCAUUUGUAGGAAUAUUAUCUUGAUAUGUCAUUGGAGAACUCAUUUUUCAUGGAAUGAUUUGAUUUUAUGAAAUAGAUGAGAUUAAUGAUGAAGAUAGGAAUACAGAAUUAUGAAUUGGGAUUCAUGAAUCUCUUGAAAUCAUCACUUUUACAUUUAUUCUAUAUUUGCUUCGUGCUCGGUCAAUGGGACCAUAUUUUUCUCUUACUAUAAACCCAGAAAGCCAUAGUAAAAUGAUCCCAUUUUAUGAAGCUUCAAGAAUGGCUCCAACAGAGAGGUCAAUAGUUGCGAUCCAGCUUCCAAGUGAAAUCGUGCUAGGAAAACUUAUAGUAACUUAA